UAAAAAAAUUAUUUUAUAUCUCAAUUAAAUUUUAAAUAAAUUUAUUCUAAAAUUAAUUUAACUUUAAUACUCAAUGGAUAAGGAAAGAUAACACGGAUGUAAUAAUUUAUUUAUUUUUAUUUUUCAGUAUUUAUAGAGACAACAGUUACAUUAGUUUUCUUACAUUUCCCUGUCUGUGUGUUAAUAUAGAAAAAAUCGCCCUUCGUCCACAACGCCAUGGAAAACAGCCCACAGCAAUCGGCGGCGAAUGCAGCGGCGGCGGCCGCGGCUGCAGCGGCUCAGUCCGGUGGGUACCCGACACAGCCACCGUACCACCACCUCCUUCAGCAACAGCAGCAGCAAUUGCAGAUGUUUUGGAACUACCAGCGCCAAGAAAUCGAACAGGUUAACGAUUUCAAGAACCACCAAUUGCCUCUCGCACGAAUCAAAAAGAUCAUGAAAGCUGAUGAGGAUGUGCGUAUGAUCUCCGCUGAAGCCCCCAUUUUGUUUGCGAAGGCAUGUGAGCUUUUCAUUCUGGAACUCACUAUUCGUUCGUGGCUUCAUGCUGAGGAGAACAAGAGGCGGACACUGCAGAAGAACGACAUCGCUGCCGCGAUUACGAGGACGGACAUUUUCGAUUUCCUUGUUGAUAUUGUUCCUAGGGAUGAGAUCAAGGAAGAAUGUGCGGGUCUUGGUCCUCCUGGUAUGGUGGGGUCCACAGCAAGUGGUGUUCCGUACUAUUAUCCACCAAUGGGACAGCCUGCUCCACCUGGGGUGAUGAUGGGAAGGCCAGCUAUGCCCGGGGUUGAUCCGUCAAUGUACGUUCAGCCUCCGCCACCGCCGUCGCAGGCGUGGCAGUCCGUUUGGCAGACUACUGAGGAUAAUUCUUAUGCUGGUGGAGGUAGCAAUGGACAGGGUAGCCUUGAUGGUCAAAGCUAAAGACCAUGUUUGCUGCCGAUCCGGAUGCUGAGUGGCACAGCGGAAGCUUUUAGUUAAUAAUGCUACAGCUCCUCUCAAAUGUGAAUGCACCUUAUUGCUACUGUGCACGGAUACUGGCUUAACUGUAAUGACUUAAAACCUUUAGUCGUCUUGUCUGUAUAAAACUGUGUAGUUUAUCAGAAUGCUUAUGGAGUUCUGGUUUUCAGUAUUAUGAUAUAAACUUGACCAUGCUUCUCGCAUAGCAAUUGUGUCAUGUUACUUCAAUCAGUUCUUUUCUGCCCUUUAGGGGUGGUUUGGUAUGAUGUAUAAGAAUAGUGCAAAAUGUGGUGUAUUAGUUAUGUUUUCAUUAGUAAUCUUGCCUUAGUUAUGCUGAUAA
Capsicum annuum is the source of this 1294-nucleotide messenger RNA. Its product is annotated as nuclear transcription factor Y subunit C-1. Gene Ontology annotation, biological process: regulation of DNA-templated transcription. The coding region runs from base 217 to 918 and encodes 233 amino acids. NCBI's taxonomy places the organism in Eukaryota, Viridiplantae, Streptophyta, Magnoliopsida, Solanales, Solanaceae. Gene Ontology annotation, cellular component: nucleus. The record is from RefSeq and is a predicted model, not a curated record. Gene Ontology annotation, molecular function: DNA-binding transcription activator activity, RNA polymerase II-specific; DNA binding; protein heterodimerization activity. The transcript has 2 exons.